CUCUGCGCGUGUGCACAUAUCGCUCUCAUGCCCACUUUCCCCGUGUGCCGCGAUGGCCCAGGCUUGCUGCGCCAGCUUCAUGGCGAUUGCCUCCGGUUGCUGGCAGCGCACGCCGAUUGCCACUUCACCGGGCUCGAGCAAGCUGCUCGACAGCACCUUCAAGUGCGCAUGUUUUCGCUUCAGAUGUGCAGGAACCGUUGCGGGGUGGACAUGGCAUUGAACGUCCUGCGUCGCCUCGCCAGUCCCAGCUGCAAGGCGCUGUUGCAGGACAUUCAGUUCGCCCUCGAACACAAUGGCGGCGGGAAGGAUGCUCCUGAGGAGAUUGUCUCGGC
Prorocentrum cordatum is the source of this 332-nucleotide messenger RNA. Lineage: Eukaryota; Dinophyceae; Prorocentrales; Prorocentraceae. The record is from the annotation of a GenBank genome assembly.